Strongylocentrotus purpuratus (purple sea urchin) is the source of this 2017-nucleotide messenger RNA. Its product is annotated as gastrula zinc finger protein XlCGF7.1-like. The transcript has a single exon. Lineage: Eukaryota; Metazoa; Echinodermata; Echinoidea; Camarodonta; Strongylocentrotidae. The record is from RefSeq and is a predicted model, not a curated record. Gene Ontology annotation, cellular component: nucleus. Gene Ontology annotation, biological process: regulation of transcription by RNA polymerase II. Gene Ontology annotation, molecular function: RNA polymerase II cis-regulatory region sequence-specific DNA binding; DNA-binding transcription factor activity, RNA polymerase II-specific. The coding region runs from base 118 to 1098 and encodes 326 amino acids.
UGCCCUAGUGAGUAUGACUCUUGUCUCAUACCAAGCCAAGUGGCUUAUUUUCAUGAAAAACGAGCAGCUGACAGAGAGACACUGGAUGCUACCACGUCAUCUCAUAAACAUGGAGGAAUGGAUAUAGAUAGGAAUACAGACAUCAUGAUGGAAUAUGAUGAGACGAUCAAUCAGUCUUCCGAGCUUCGUGCAACAGGAAGCAAUCAAAAUGAUCCUAGCUGCAGCCUAACUAAAGAUAAACCCUUUCUCUGUAGUGUUUGUAGCAAAGGUUUUACCUUCAGGUCUAGCUUGUCUAGACACAUGAAAAUCCAUGGAGGAGAGAAGCCACAUGAGUGUACGGUUUGUGACAGAGGCUUUAAUGAAAGGGGUCAUCUCACACAACAUAUUAAAGUUCACAUGGGAGAAAAGUCAUAUCAGUGUAAAUGUUGUGAUAAGAAAUACUCCCGGAGUAAUGGUCUGCAUGAGCACUUGAGAACCCAUACAGGCGAAAAGCCAUAUCAGUGUACGUACUGCAAUGUGAGAUUUAGUUGUGGUUAUAUGCUCUCAAUACACAUAAGAUCCCAUACAGGAGAAAAGCCUUUCGAGUGUUUUAUUUGCAACAAAACAUUUUCCAACACUGCAGGUCUUUCAAGGCACAAUAAAAUCCACACACGAGAAAGGCCUUACGAGUGUUCUUUUUGUAAAAAAACAUUUUCCCAAACCCAUCACCUUUCAAGGCACAUAAAAAUCCACACAGGUGAAAAGCCCUUCGAGUGUUCUGUAUGUAGCAAAACCUUUUCAGAACGGGGUUAUCUGACAGAUCAUCAGAAAAUUCACACAGGAGAAAAGCCAUAUUUUUGUUCCAUUUGUGAGAAAAGGUUCACUAGUAACAGUUAUUGCAAACGACACAUGAGGAUCCAUACGGGAGAAAAACCCUUUCCAUGCUCCAUCUGUGACAAAAGCUUUCGGGAAAAGAGUACCCAUACAAACCAUAUGACAACUCACAGUGGAGAAAAGCCUCAUGUAUGUUUGAUUUGUAACAAAGUAUUUUCCCAAAGAAGAAUUCUUUUAAGACAUAAAAUGAUACACACCAAAGAAACUAAUUUGGAAAAGUCCUAAUGAUGUAACGUUUGUAACAAGGGGUUUUGCUAUGAGAAGAGCCUGCUAUUGCAUAUGAAAAGUCACAUAGCAGAAAUGCCUCAUAAAUGAUUGGUUUGUAACAGAGGGUUCAGCAGUAACUUCUUUUUUGUAAGGCAUAUAAGAAGUCACACUGGUGAAAAGCCCUAUGGGUGUUCUGUCUGUGGCUUGUUGGCUCCAUCUGGUCUUUGUAUCAGGUCAGGUUGUCGGGUUACAUGAAUUAUCGUGAAAACACAUGCCCCCAUAUUGAUGAAAGGUCAGGUGCAUCACGUCGGUUUACACAAACUUUUGUGUAAACAUGCCCAAACAAUCAUGACAGUCAACUCAAUUGAAUACUAAUAAUUACAUUUUUUCAAAGAUUGUCCUUGAGAUAUGCGGGAAAUCUUUUUACAUCUCCAUAAUUUGGAAAAAAUGCCCAUACAAUCAGACAAUGAAGACGUCAACUGCUAGCUUUCAGACAAACUCUUAUGGAUAUUAUCACGUAAGUUUUGGGUCGAGACAAGAUCUUUUCGUAGAUGUGCUGUAGGCUUUUCAGAAAACCCCUGGUAAACUGGAACCAACACUUUUGGUAAUAAGACAAGUGUCUUUCUCAAACAUUACACCUGACUCUUCGGGACUUAGGGAUAGAUUAUUCACUAACCCAACAUUCCGACGCGAAGACCCUAUGGAACAAAGUGAGCCUACUAUUUAUAACAAAAGAUUUCCUGUGAAUAUAUCCACAAAAUGCACAUACAUGUCCCACACAGGAGAUAGGCCAUAUGAGUGUUAGUUUUGUAUGGGUGGCAGUCCUUGGACUGCUAAUGAUAAUACUUUGUACACCAUUCUUGUAUAGCGCAUAACACAUUACAUACGCAUGUCCCUAUAGUGCGCUUGGUAAGAAAAAAGCUACACAGAAAGCAAA